AGGACAACAGCAAAAGACUCGAUUCGCUGGUUAUCAAAUAUACCUGUCAAAUACAACAGGUUGGAGAAACAGUGGCAUAUGUUAUACCGACAAAACUUCUACACAAAAUAUGGUGGACCUAACUCCACGAAUCACAACAUGUACAGGCAUCACCCGAUACCUGACAAUUUACGUCGACCGUCAAACAAAAACUUACUCUUGGUACUCUACAAAAGCUAUACUGGAGCUUUGUGAAGUACAAGUUUAUGGUUGUCCGUUAGGAAAAUAUGGCGACAAUAACUGCGACAGCAACUGUGAUACAACCUGUGUGUAUAGCCUGUGUCAUCCUAACAGCGGUCAGUGUACAUACUGUGCGCCAGGAUCUUAUAAAUUUGGGCUUGUGUGUACAGCUUGUCCGACAAACUGUUUAAAUGACGUGUGUAACGUGGAGUCCGGUGUUUGUUCAGCUUGCGUCGAUGGGUACCAUGGCAGCCAGUGUGACCAAUCAUGUCCAGACAACUGUCAAGACAAAAUAUGUGACCAAUAUAGCAGAGUGUGUGCAUACUGUCUUGUUGGAUUCCAUGGUAAUAUGUGUAAUCAACCCUGUCCAGGCAACUGUAACAACAACACAUGUUCCCAGGAAAACGGUUUCUGUAUUACAGGAUGUGAUUCAGGAUACCAUGGCAACAUGUGUCAACAACCGUGUCCAAUCAAUUGCAAAGACAAUAUGUGCAGCCAGGAUACUGGUAUCUGUGAUGGAUGUGAUUCAGGAUACCAUGGCAACAUGUGUAAUCAGACCUGUCCAGCCAAUUGUAAAAACAACACAUGUUCCCAGGACAACGGUACCUGUAAUACAGGAUGUGAUUCAGGAUACCAUGGCAACAUGUGUCAACAACCGUGUCCAAUCAAUUGCAAAGACAAUAUGUGCAGUCAGGAUACUGGUAUCUGUGAAGAAUGUAUACCUGGAUCCUAUACAACUGAGUGUAACCAACCAUGUCCUAAUAACUGUAAAGACUCAAUUUGUGACAGAAAUAGUGGAGAGUGUUCAGCUUGUACCAAUGGGUACUAUGGACUCAAAUGUAAGGAGAAAUGUGGUCAAUGCAUUGGUGUGUCGUGUGGUAUGACAAACGGGACGUGUAAAUGUAGCGAUGGCUGGGAAGGAGAAACUUGCCUUUCACAGAAGGCGAUGGUGUCGGCCCCAGAAGUUAAAACAGCGACAAUCGCAGGUGGUGUAGUAGGAGCAGUUGCCGUUAUUGCUCUUGUUGUUAUAGCAACUUUCAUCAUACUUAAAAGAAAAAAAAUAUCGUCGAACAAAGAAAGUCCACGGGAAAACAAUGCCAAACCGUUCGACAAAUUGAAUUCCUCUUCAACUAAGUUGAAAAGGCAAAACACAUAUGAUCAGCCAUGUGAGCAAACAAGGGGCAUGGUUGCUAUGAAUGAAGAUGGACUUGAUUACGUGAACAUGCACGACAUUGACAUAGAUACAGAGAAUGACGCCGUGUAUACAAACAUUGGCAAUGCGGACGCUGUUGUCUCUAGUGUCUCUAUACAUGAACUGCGAUAUAUUAUUGACCGCAAGAUGGUGGAUAAAGCAGCAGCAUUUCAGGAAGAAUUUAAGGCAUUCCCAUUGGGAGCAGUACAUCCCCACGAAGCUGGUAAAAAGGCAUCCAACAAAUCGAAGAACAGAUUCAAGACAACUUUCCCAUAUGAUCAUUCGAGGAUCAUAUUGGAAACUAUUGGCAACGAUAUCGAUACAAGCUACACAAACGCAAAUUACCUCGAUAGUGUCCAAGCAACAAAACAGUACAUUGCCAGCCAAGGACCAAAGCCUAAUACCCUGGACGACUUUUGGAGAAUGGUUUGGCAGGUUAGCGCAGGGAAGAUUGUAAUGCUGACGAAUAUCAUGGAAGGAGGCAUUGUGAAAUGUCACAAAUACUGGCCAGAUGAAGGGGAACCUCUUUCCACACCGACAUUUCAGCUCAAACUGGACAAAGAGAGGACCUAUGCAUUCUAUGUCAUCCGAGAUAUUUCGAUUGUCAAAAAGAAGACAAAAGAGGAGCGCCUUGUCCAACAGUUCCACUUCACCACGUGGCCAGAUCAUGGAACUCCUGACACCCUGGAACUCGUCCUUUUCCAUCGCCGUGUGACGUCAUUCGAGACACAGCUGACAGGGCAGAUGGUGGUACAUUGCAGUGCUGGUUUAGGUAGAACGGGAACUUUCAUAGGCUUGGAUGCACUUCUCUCAUAUGGCAAGAAAACAGGACAAGUGGAUAUUCCAAGAUACGUCAAGACCAUGCGGAAGGAUAGAAUGAACAUGAUCCAAAACUAUGAACAAUAUAUUGCCCUGCACGAAUUACUUGUGGAAGGAUUCAAUUUACAAGAAUCACACAUCCUCCGGAUGAACUUCCCUGCUGUCUUGGCAGCGAAGUGUCCUAAAAACAAACCUGCUAAUCAGACAAAGAUCCAUCAGGAGUUUAAGGCAUUGCAAACGUUCAAUCCAAGUUACACCCCGAGUUCCUAUAAAGCGGCAUUGCUGAAAGUAAAUGAGGACAAGAAUCGCAGUAUGGACAUUUUAGCAGUGGACAAGUUCCGAGCCUUUCUGCAAUCACAACCAUCCAAUAGGACUGAUUACAUCAAUGCAAUUCUGAUACAGUCUCACACAUCAAAGUCUGGGUACCUGAUGACACAGUUUCCUCUAAAGGACACGGUAGAUGACUUCUGGACGAUGGUGUGUGACUACAGCUGUGAGAACAUCGUAGUUCUAGGACAACCGUCUGAGGAGUGUUGGUUGGGGGAAAACGACUCGACAACAUCAGCAGCUUUCUCGUUUAGAACAGUGGACGAGCGGUUCACCAGCGAUGAUUUGACAAUUCUUGAUUAUCAAGUAACUGGCGAGAGCAACAGCAGUGAAGCAACAGUCAGAAUAUUCACCAUGAAACAGUGGUCAUCAGAAUCCUUGUCGCCUCCCUCCGACUCAUCUCUUCUACUACUCCUGGAACAGUUAGACAGCCGCCGGAGGUCAGACAAUACCAAGCCUGUUAUCGUUAUGUGUCGGGACGGAUGCACACAGAGUGGGUUGUUCUGUUGUAUAUCGAACAUCAGGGAUCAAAUGAAAAUGGACGAUGACGUGGACAUAUUCCAAACAGCACGACAGUUGAAAAAACGAAGGCCAGAGGCACUGAAAGAUGUGAAACAAUACCAGUACUGCUACAAGAUCUUGGGACAAUACCUGGAUUCUACCGAUGUUUACGUCAAUUGAACAGCAAGCACUCUGUUCAUACGGUGUAGUAUUGGAUUCAGCUGACAUAUUUAUAAACUGAACAGAAGACCAUAUAAAUACAGUUCUUCAUUGUAGUAACACACGAAAUUCACCAGCGUGGACAUCACAUGAGUGCAUUAAAUGGAAUAUUUGUAAUACAGAAGAAAAGCAACACAAGAGGUCUAGCUGUUUUAACUUCUUGCUUCAAUUAAAUUAAUUUAUAAUCCAUCAGCAUUUUACAUUCGUGACUACUGUAGAAUCAUUUAUUUUCGUGGGACUUACAUUUCGUGUUUCAAGGACAUUAUAAUUCGUUGAUUGCUGAAUUUAUCAUAUCAAAUUUAUGUUUUAGUGGAUUUCUGUUAUCUACGAAAUAAACGAAAUUUAACCUCCCACGAAAACUUAUGAUUUUACAGUAUACCUAUUAUAUAUCAUUACGAUAGGGAAAGUUCAUAAAUAAGAAUAUUGGUUAACGUGUUUAAAGGAAUACAUCUUUGAAAUCCUCACUAGGACAUAAGUAAAAUGUUGGACAAAUACCUGUACAUGCAAAGUGAAAAUUAAGAUCCAUGGUUGAUAUCAAUGUCGAAAGUUCUAUGAAUUAGCAUUACUCCAAAACAUGCAUUUGAACGAGCAGCUUCAGACGUUUCGACUAAAACAGCAAGCGCAAUAUUAUACUGUGUUUCAUAUAUUUCUUGUGAUUUAUUGUAAAUAAGGUUUAUAUACAGUUACUUUUGGAUUCCAUACUAUUGCAAAAUUGUUUAUAUGAGUUAUUGUUGAACAUAAAGUAAGUAAACAACAAUUGUAACAAUGUGUAUUUAAAGACAUAAGCAAAAUAACACAAUUAUGUUAUACAAGUUUACUUACUCAGGAAUGUAAUGGAUGUUACAUCCGUUUUCAUAUGGCUACUACGUUUAUAAUAAUCAAAUGACCAUCAAAUCGAUUAUAUGUACAAUAGAACUAUCACAAUUGUAUAUAUGUUUUUAAAAGAGUUUUGUAAAAACAAAAUGCAAUUAUAUUUGAUUUGUUUCUAACAUGAAUUAUUUUAUGGCAUGUCAUUUCAUCUUGAAUGAAAUGCCUGGGAGCUAAAGCCAAGGCGCAACAUUUGACGUUCGUAAUCAUGUCUGACUACUAUCAUAAUAACAUUAAGAUCAUGACAUAGAGUAACAGACAACUUUGAUCUACACCCCAGGUUACAAAUGUCAAAAAAGGUGUUCAAAAAAUUCAAACAACUGUUUACAAAGAAUUUAGAUACCUACCAAAUGAAAUCUGAAUAAAUCGCCAUGUCUUACUUCAAGUAUACAAUCGUCCUACAAAUUUCUACAAAUAAAUUAUCCCGCCAUCACACUCACCAAACAAUAUUAGUUUGACUCAAUAGGAAAUUCUAGACAGACACCAUGAUCACGAAUUCAUAGAAAAUUAUUAAUUUUCCUAUCAUUUCAGAGAAGCAUGAAUGAGCGAUACAGGUCGUAUGGGCUUUUUGUUUAAUAGAUUGUGCAAUUUUAUGUAAUUUUCUUUCUUUUUUUGCUAUAUGCUAAUAUUAAUGCUUUAUUUUUUUUCAUUUUUAUUGGAAAGAACAUGACAAAUGAAUGUGUUCAAUGUUGAUGUUAUCAAUAUAUUUUUUUAUAUUUUUUGCAUUGUGUAUGCCAUUGUGUAAAUCAUUUCAGCAUAAUUCUUGUGUAACUAAAUUGUACAUGUGCAAUCACAUGUGUCCGUGUUCCGUUCAUCUUUGCCAGUUUUCUCAUGUACCGAUAUAAAUUUUACAAAUGCCUGCACGUCAAUGCAUUGCUUGCUUGUAUCAUACUGUUAUGUUUACAUUCUUGAUGUUUGUUCUGUAUAUGAAUCUACCAACUGAAAACAACUGCCAUUAUAAUAUGAAUACACUAUGAAUACAAAGAUCUAUCGUGCAACCAGUCAGCUAAUUUCACACACAAUGACCAAUUCAUAUUACUACGCAUAGUACCGUUUCUGAGAAUAGUUAUCUCCCCUUCUCGAGAAAUAAUAAUAAACAUUACAAAAAUCAUAAAUGGUGCACCAUUGUACUAUUACUAAAUCUAUUUCUGCUGAGAAACAGAAAAUGCUAGAAAGGGCCAACCAAUCUGCCGCAACUAAGAGAAAUACAAUCUGGGGAUUGAAAUUAUUCCAAGGUAAAUAAAUCAUGUCAGUUGACAGCUAUUAAACAGUUAAAUGGAUUAAAAAAUCAGAUUUGGAAAUUGUUAAAUUUGUCGAUCCGUGUAAUUCGUUCUGUUACACAGAACUGGUAAAAUGAAUUAGUAAUUGCGAAUUUUGAUAUAAAGCAAUUACCUAACCAUUUAAACCAUCACACAAAUGAUGCUCUUUUUCCAAAUCCAUAGGCGAAAGAAGAUAUGUGUUUACAUUUAGAUUGGAACCAACAAGUCUCUGGGACAGUCUUGGACCUAGAGAGCGUUAGUGAGGAAUUUUAUUGCGAGGCGAAGCCUAAAAACACAAAGCAGCGGGCAGAAAACAUGCCAGCGCACCAGGCCGAGGAAUACCAUAGAAAUACACUUAUCAAUAUAAUAGGGGCAGUAAAUAGUCAUCUAAUAGACAAAGGUCGGAAUAUUGAUAUUGUUCGCGGGAUAAAUUUCAAAAAAGCGAAUCGUACACCAGACGGUCUGUUAAAGGAGCGUACGAGGACUGAGGUGGCUCGUCCAACGGCACACAAGGAAAUUGUAUCGCCCCUACAUUUAACACAAAUAUCAACUUACCUCCAAGGGGGGGGGGGGGGGUUUCUCCCCUUACAUCCUACGACAGAACGCAUGGUACAACCUGGCUAUCCAUUUUGUGACCAAGAGACUUGAGUUCCACGAACAACUGCGAGUUAAUUUUUUUGAAUUUAUUUCAGACGAGCUAUGCCACAAUCAAUCAUAAGACAUUUUUUUUAUCAGGGUGGGUUUUCCUCUACUGUAGUGAAGGCCCAACAAAACGCAUGUAUUCCACUGGUUCAUUCCACUGGCACUGUCCUGUGGCAAUGCUGCAAUUGUUGAUAUCAAAAACGGAUUCGGCCGCUGAAAAACUGUUCAUCCAGUACCUAUGCACUCAGACGGUAAUCCAGAACACUUACGGGUAUCACAAGUGCCUCACAUUAUCUCGGCUACUCCAUCGCGGGACAUCGCACAAAUGUGUAAUGUCGAUUCGCCAUCGAUUCCCCGCGAUCUGGGUCACGAACUUUCGAACACCCAAACGUCUGGCUGGGUAGUCACCGUGACAUCAACUAGUACAUCAGAGAACUUUGUAAUGACACAGGGCACUUCAUCCACCAACAUAUCUUCAUUUACCUUAGCAGGAUUUCUGGCAAACAUCACAUUCCACGGAUGUACACAGCCGACGGAUGCUCGACCGACGAAUGCCCUGGAUGGUUACUAUGGUGACCGUUGUUUGAAAUAGUGCGGACAUAAUUUUUACUAAAUAUAUCAUUUGCGGCGUUAAAUGCAAAAAAAUACAUGAAAUAAGGUCAACUUUCAAAAAUGAAAGGAAUAUCAAGCGUUGUUUAUUAUGAGAUAAUAGAUAUUUUUCUCGUUUUAACAAAUCAGCUGAUCGGCGCAAGUCGAACCUUUGACGUUUGUGUGUAGGUUGGAGUUCUGCCUGUUCCUUUUUUAUGGUUUUCUGUCCGAUACUGAUAUCAAAAAUAUUGAAUUUACAAAAAGUGUUGCAACUUUUUUUAUUG
Messenger RNA from Mizuhopecten yessoensis (Yesso scallop), 6917 nucleotides. RefSeq names its product receptor-type tyrosine-protein phosphatase alpha-like. The record is from RefSeq and is a predicted model, not a curated record. NCBI's taxonomy places the organism in Eukaryota, Metazoa, Mollusca, Bivalvia, Pectinida, Pectinidae. Gene Ontology annotation, biological process: protein dephosphorylation. Bases 110 to 3238 code for a protein of 1042 amino acids. The transcript is spliced from 28 exons. Gene Ontology annotation, molecular function: protein tyrosine phosphatase activity.